Vanessa tameamea is the source of this 2049-nucleotide messenger RNA. Its product is annotated as sorting and assembly machinery component 50 homolog. The record is from RefSeq and is a predicted model, not a curated record. Gene Ontology annotation, cellular component: outer membrane. Gene Ontology annotation, biological process: mitochondrial respiratory chain complex assembly; protein insertion into mitochondrial outer membrane. NCBI's taxonomy places the organism in Eukaryota, Metazoa, Arthropoda, Insecta, Lepidoptera, Nymphalidae. Bases 147 to 1544 code for a protein of 465 amino acids. The transcript is spliced from 13 exons.
GUCAAUGAUUUGAACUUGAAGUUGUGCCUAUGAGUUAUCACUGUCAAAACUGUGUAUUUAUGUAAUUAAAAAUAGAAAAAAUCUAAAUUAAAUUUAAAUUAUAUUUUUGUAGUAUAAAUUCACUGCCAUAUCUUUUACUAUAUAAAAUGGGAACGGUACAUGCUAAGGCUGAGCAUAAUGGUGAUAAUGGUUCUCUGGGUGGCCUAUUCGAGUUCGACGAACCCAUUGACUUGGAAGAGCCUUUGUCUAAACCGAAUAUAAAGUUGAACGGUGUGCGGGCUCGCGUCGACCGUGUCCAUAUUGACGGCCUGAGCAGAACGAAAGAUGACAUCGUACGGAGCACAGUGGAUGACUUAUUCCACGCGACUGAUUUCGAAGACGUUAUAUUGAGAGCUCAUAAAGUGAGACGAGCUCUCGACUCCAUGGGAUGUUUUAAAGAUAUUGGAGUUUUUAUCGACGUUUCAAGCGGUCCAGGAGCGACUCCGGAAGGUUUAGAGGUAACUUUUCAAGUGAAGGAGCUCUCUCGUGUCGUCGGUGGUAUCAAUACAACUGUCAGUGAAAAUGAAGGAAAUCUCGUUCUGGGUGUAAAACUACCAAACGUGCUAGGUCGCGGGGAGAGGGUCGCGGCGGAGUACAGCGUGGGGCAUCGCAGCUCGUCGAACUUCAACAUAUCCGCGAUGAAGCCCUACCCGCACAGCCCGCUCACCCCCGUUCUCUCGGCGACAGUGUACCAACAGAAUCACGAAUACCCAUGGUCGGGAUACAAGCUGCUGGACCGAGGUCUGCUAUUGGACGUCGCUUUUAGGACAUCCCCUGCGACGAAACAUAAUUUGCAAUGGGAGGGGAUAGUGCGCGACACUUCAGUUCUCAGCAAGUCGACGAGCUUCAAAGUACGGGAGAGCAGUGGUCCCCAAAUGAAAUCCGUCAUCCGCCACAUCGUGACGGUGGACCACCGCGACGAGGUCGUGUUCCCGACGCGCGGCACGUGGGUGCAGUUCACCAGCGAACUGGCGGGGCUCGGGGGCGGAGUUGCGAAUAUCCGCACGGAGUUGCAGGCGGAGGCUAACAAGGAGAUCGCACCUGGUGUUGUAGUUCAAGCAUCGGGAGCUGUAGGUGUACUCCACGAUGUGUACGGCACGGACAUACCCGAUCACUUCUACCUGGGGGGCCCGGCGACGGUGCGCGGGUUCAGACAGCGAGGCGUUGGGCCGCAUUCUGAUAACCACGCGCUGGGUGGAACGGCAUAUUGGGCAUCAGGAUUGCACGUAUACGCUCCCCUUCCCUUCCAACCAGGCAAGGGGGGUUUGGGGGAACUUUUUAGAUCACACUUGUUCCUAAAUGCCGGCUGUCUCGCAAAUCCCGAGGAGAGCGGCACGGCGCUGGAGGCGCUGCGCGAGGCGCGCGUGGCGUGCGGCGCGGGCGUGGCGCUGCGGCUGGGCGGCGCGGCGCGCGUGGAGCUCAACUACUGCGUGCCGCUGCGCGCGCGCGCCGGCGACGUGCCCGCGCCCGGCCUGCAGCUCGGCGUCGCCGCGCACUUCCUCUAGCCGCCGCGCGCCCCCGGGUAGCGUUUCGUUGCCGAUCUCGGGAUUAUUCACGAUCAGUGGCCGUAAUCAACAUCGUUUGAAUAAUUUUAUUUUCCUAAUUGAUGAUACGUUAUAUUGACGAAAAAAGAUGGCGCUGUGUUCAAUUUAAAACACCAAGUACAGUUUUGUUAAUAUUAAAUAAAUUAUUUUUAAACUAACAUAUUCACGAACGAACCCAGUGAUGCCAGAUCGGCCUGAUUUACUGUCAAACAAUUAAUAAACGGCUUUACUUAUAAAUGAACUUGGAAGGCGAUUUGUUAAGCAAUGCUGUCUCUUUCUUUCGAGUGUUAAUUCGGUUAUGAGAGAAAGAGAGGAUGCAGUGUUUCUAAGCACCGCCUAAAAAGCUUUUAUAAGUGAGACUGUAUCUUAUUACUACAGUCAAAUAUUUUCAAUAGAAUGUUGUUUAAAUUAUAAAUGUAAUGAUAUUAAAUAGCUUUAGUGUUGUUGAAAUAAAAUCUAAUUUUCA